Leucoraja erinaceus (little skate) is the source of this 3253-nucleotide messenger RNA. RefSeq names its product guanylate cyclase 1, soluble, beta 2 (gene gucy1b2). Gene Ontology annotation, biological process: cGMP biosynthetic process; response to oxygen levels. Gene Ontology annotation, cellular component: guanylate cyclase complex, soluble. NCBI's taxonomy places the organism in Eukaryota, Metazoa, Chordata, Chondrichthyes, Rajiformes, Rajidae. The record is from RefSeq and is a predicted model, not a curated record. The transcript is spliced from 16 exons. Gene Ontology annotation, molecular function: heme binding; guanylate cyclase activity. The coding region runs from base 181 to 2433 and encodes 750 amino acids.
CAGCGGUCUGGCGCUUGCUUCCAUUCCGCUACUGGAAACUGACUCGCGUUGCACCAGUUAAUUACAGGUGCAACGAUGUGACAUUUUGCAACCAAGCAGCCAGCGUGCCCGCAACACGAUGCCUCUUGGUCCCGCAAAUCACCAAGUGGAUGGACUUAAAUCCUGCUCUCUUGCAUAAAGAUGUAUGGGUUUUUUAACACGUGCUUGAAGUCUUCCAUCAUCCAAUCAUUUGGAGAAGAAGCAUGGGAGAAACUGAGAAUAGCAGCUGGAGUCCCGGACACUUUCAUGACUUUUAAAGUUUAUUCUGAUGAUAAUACACUACGAUUAGUUGAGGAAGCGUGCAAAUUAUUAGAUAUAGAGCCGGAAAUAUUGCUGAAACAGUUUGGGGAGCAUUUUUUUGAAUUUUGCAAAAGGUCUGGAUACGACCGCAUGCUACGUACUCUGGGUGGAAACCUAAUUGACUUCAUCGAGAAUCUUGAUCCGUUACACAGUUACCUCUCGUUGUCCUAUCAGGAGAUGAACGCACCAUCCUUCAGGGUGGAAAAAAACAAAGACAAUUCCAUGUUUCUGCAUUAUUACUCUGAUAGGAGAGGAUUAUAUCCCAUUGUCCCCGGGAUAAUUGGAGCAGUAGCAAAGGAUUUUUUUAACAGUGAAGUCACAAUGGAGUUAGUGAACCAAAUGGAAGAAGAGGAGCGAACUGGUAAAAAGGAACAUGUUGUCUUUUUGGUUACUCAAAAACCACUCCCUUCUGAGGAACAACAUAGCAAAUUGGCUGCAACACCACAUCAUCUGAUUGAUACAGGCAAAGAAAGUGAACAACAGACAGAUCAAGUGGAAUUGGAAAAUGCUACAAACAUUAAUUGUAUCGGUGGAUCCACUGCCCAGGAAAGCCAUUGGGAAACAAUUCCUGGAAAAGGAAGAGUGUUAAGAGGGUUCGAACCAGCUUAUCCUGAUAAGCUAUGGAUAGAGAUCAAGACAUUUUGUGACUGUUUUCCUUUUCACAUUGUCUUCGACCAGGAGCUUAGGGUGAAACAAGCAGGGACAAGUAUACAGAAGAUAAUCCCAGGUCUUCAAACAAUGAACAUCCAGCUUGAUGCAUAUUUCACCAUUGUUCAUCCAGAAGUAACAUUCAAAAUUUUAACCAUACAGAAAUUCAUUAAUAGCAUAUUUCGGCUCAGAACAAAACGGGUAAUGAUGCCGGAAUCAUGGAAGCAUUGUCCAAUGCUGGAAGUAAAAGGUCAAAUGGUGUGGAUGGAACAAUUUCAAUGCAUGUUGUAUCUAUGCUCUCCUCUGGUGCGCAGUUUUCAGGAGCUUGAAGAAAGGCAUAUGCACAUUGCAGAUAUCGCCUCUCACGAUGUGACCAGAGAUCUCAUCCUGCUGAAUCAGCAGAGGCUUGCUGAAAUGGAAUUAUCAAAUCAGCUCGAAAGAAAGAAAGAAGAACUGCAAGUUCUCUCUAAGCAUCUCAGGGAAGAAAAGAAGAAAACUGAAGCAUUGCUCUAUGCAAUGCUGCCAAAACAUGUGGCCAAUCAGCUCAAAGAAGGCAAAAGAGUUGAGGCAGGUGAAUUUAAAGAGUGCACCGUACUAUUCAGUGAUGUUGUGGAGUUUACCAGUAUGUGCGCUCAAUGUGAACCAAUUCAGAUUGUGGUUAUGCUCAACACCAUAUACCUGGAGUUUGACAGAUUAACUACAGUCCAUGAUGUUUACAAGGUAGAGACGAUAGGAGAUGCUUACAUGGUGGUUGGAGGAGUCCCUAUACCUGUUUCUUCACACGCAGAAAGGGUAGCAAAUUUUAGCUUGGCAAUGAUCAUAGCAGCUAAUGGCAUAAUGAACCCUGUAACUGGAAGACCUAUCCAGCUAAGAGUUGGAGUAACAACUGGCCCAGCCUUGGCAGGAGUGGUUGGAGAAAAGAUGCCUCGAUACUGCCUUUUUGGGGACACUGUCAACACAGCUUCCAGAAUGGAGAGCCAAGGAAUGCCAAACAAAAUCCACAUUAGUUCCAGUACUUGCUGUGCGCUGAAAGAUAAAUGCUUUGAGAUUCAUGAAAGAGGUGAGAUUGACAUUAAAGGGAAAGGGAAGAUGUGUACUUUCUUCCUCAUUAGAAAUGUGAUGGCAUCAGAAAAUGAAAUAUUAGGAAGACCGCAAAGGGAAUCGGAUUCUGACGAAGAUGCCAAAUGCAGUGUUUACCAGAAUCGACAGAGCACAGUAAAAAUGAGAUAUGCUGAUACACCUGAGGAUUUGCCAGAAACCAAUUAUUCAAAAAUAAAACACAUGACAGGACAAACAUGUGACUCAGAAAGUUACGGGAGCUUGCACAGUAUCUGUAGCUUUAAGCAGCUGGGUGAUGUUGAUCAGUGUCCAAAAGAUGACGAUGAACAAGCAACGAGGAAACUCAAUCAGAAGAAAGCUAAUUCAAACUUUUGCAUUUUAUUGUAAAUUCUCUGAGCAAGAACAAAAAAAUGACUCUUGUGUCUUAGUUUCCACAAAGGUAUGUGAUGUGCUAAAUAAACACGGCCACUGUUCCAAAUAUCAAAUAGAAAAUGGAUCAGGAUAUAAGAAUUCAUGAAGAUACAAGGUGCAGAUGCUGGGAUAUUGAGCAAAUCACAAAUUGCUGGAGGAAUUCAACAAGUCAGGCCGCAUCUGUGGAGGGGAAUGAAUAGGUGACAUUUCGGGUCAGGAUCUAUCUGCAGACUCUUUCAGGGGAGACUGCAAGAGGCGACAAAAUUUGUAAUGGUCUGGGGGACCAUUAGUGGCCUAGUGUUCAUCCAUGGGGUCAUGUCAGGAGGUAGGUAUGAGGAGAUGUCUGAGAGCUAGGGUAGAGACUGGCCUGCCGGACUACAAAGGCACAUCUCUUGUCAGCGGUUUGAUAACAACUUUGGGAUUGUUACUGAGUGAGCGGAGGUCUGUGGGUUUAGAGGAAGUGAAAUUGGAAUGGGUAAAGCAAGUGGAGAAGUCAAGACAGUUGACGUCACGCUAGCAGUUGACAGGAGGAGAUGGAACUUUGGAGACAGGAGAAAGAGUCUGAAGAAGGAUUUCGAUCCAAAAUGUUACCUGUCCAUUCCCUGCAGCCAUAGAUGCGUCACUCCACAUAGAGGUUCUUGAUCAAAACCUCAGCUGUCCAUUAUCUCCAUGGAUGCUGUCCAACCUGCUGAGUUCCUCCUGCAGGUCGAUGUUUGCUUCAUGACGAGUUUUAUAAACAUAUUGUCUCAGAAUGUUAGUUAAAAAUGCAUUAUUUUUCAGCGAAGACCACAUUCUG